AUGUCGCAAAGUUGCGAGAAAGUGCUGGGCAAGCUCCAACCGACGGCAAUGGAGGAUCCCAUUCCACUUGAGUUUCCAGGAUCAGAAGCUUCAGAGGAAGGUCCGGACACCGACAGCAUUGGCCAGCUGGUGCAUGGGUGCUUGGCAUUUAUAGAACAGAUGCAGGCGAUAAGGCCAGAAACACUACGUGGAGUCCGCGUUUGGAAGCUAUUGUGUUACUUGCCGUCGGCUUGGCUACGUGGCAAUCUCAAGGAUCUGCACGGAUGGAGUCAGCAGACAGCGCAGUUCGAUCAGUUUUGUUCUCAUAGUUGGCAGGGUUCGCGGUGGACCAAGUAUGGCAACAUGCUUUACCUGCAUAAUUGCAUGCCGGCAAGCAUAGCAGGAACGUUGAGCUCAAGCAUAGCCUGCGGCCUCGUCUCAGCAGGAUAUCUGGGUGUACACGAGAGAUGGUGCCUGCCGUUCGGGAUUGUAGCCUUCUGCAUAACCCUGCUACUCUGGCAUCCGCAAAAGCUGGUGUUUCUGGACAUCGUCUGCAUUCAUCAAAGUGACCAAAGGCGAAAAGGACAAGCACUCUUGAGUAUGGGUGCAUUCUUGAAGCAGUCGAAGUCCAUGCUGGUUCUAUGGGAUCCUACGUGGGUGACCAGACUGUGGUGCAUCUUCGAAAUCGCUGCCUUUCUACACAGCCGCAGUCCCGGUCGCAAGGCAGAUCUUCAGAUCGUUCCUCCCUUGUUCGGGCCAGUGCUUCUGCUACGUGUGGUGCUGACCUGUGCAAUCUGCAUGAUGUAUGACUAUGUGAAUUCCUCCAUGGCUUCUUCGGGAGAGUCAAUGCUCGUGGGGGAACUCUCUUUGGUGGUCCUUGCACUUCAUCUCGUGGUGUUCCUAAGCUUCGCGACGCAUGCUCUGCGAGGUUAUGCCCGCAGUGUUGAGACCCUGCAAGAGCAACUCCGUGACUUCAAGGUCGAGCAUGUCAGAAGCGCUUGCUGCGACCGCGGCCAUGAAAACAACUCUCUUAUAUGCGACCGGGAGGUCCUGUUGCAGUGCAUCGCUGUGUGGUACAAAUCACUGGACAGCUUUGAAAGGCACGUGCAAACUGAAGUGCGGAUGGCCGUCAUCGAUCAGCUUGCCUACAACGCCAUCUCGUAUCAACACAUCUUGCUUGUUUCUACUCCGUGGGUCUGGCUCCGUCUUGGGUAUGCAGCUAGCAACGCAAACGAUCCCAGCCGACAGGUAGUCGAUCUAGCCCAGACACUCACCUAUUUCCUGGCGAUCUUCCCUUUAGUGGACAAAGUCGGCUUCCGCUUGUGCUACCGCCUGCGAGCACGAUGUUGCAAGCCAUACUUGGACUUCUUGCUAUCGAUGGUCACCGUGAUAUGGGCCUUCAUGCUCUAUGUCGCUUGCCACGUGAUCCAGCUCUACGCCUUCCGUGAAAACGACCGGAGACUUCUCCUGAGUGUGAUCUCAAUGCUUACAUGGUGGACGGUCGCGGCCAUCCUGUGGCGGUUCGUUUGA
This is a messenger RNA of Symbiodinium sp. CCMP2456, 1509 nucleotides long. Lineage: Eukaryota; Dinophyceae; Suessiales; Symbiodiniaceae. The record is from the annotation of a GenBank genome assembly.